Molecule: messenger RNA, 2060 nt
Organism: Gekko japonicus
Lineage: Eukaryota; Metazoa; Chordata; Lepidosauria; Squamata; Gekkonidae
Product: acyl-CoA desaturase-like
Exons: 5
Coding region: 235-1242 (335 amino acids)
Biological process (GO): unsaturated fatty acid biosynthetic process; response to fatty acid
Cellular component (GO): endoplasmic reticulum membrane
Molecular function (GO): palmitoyl-CoA 9-desaturase activity; stearoyl-CoA 9-desaturase activity; iron ion binding
Source: RefSeq, a predicted model, not a curated record
GUUCCUCAGUCGCGACUUCUGGGCACCUUACCCUCUUUGCCCUGCUACUUUUCUCCUGAUGGUCUUUACUGAGGUCCCCCCCCCCCAAGAGAUGAUUUGAAGUGCUCCGCUGUGCCAGGCCCGAGUGGACAGCCAGCCAGCCGCAACUGAUUCUCGGUCCUCUUUGGUGCUCUGACGCGGCUUGGUUUCUUUUCUUUCCAGUUCCCUCCAGGUUACUCCACGAUCUUCGCUCCCAUGGCCCAGAAUGGGGCAGCCACUGUGGAGAAAGAAAUCCCCGCGCAUGAAGAAGACGUGGGGGCCGGGAGGGGCAUGACAGAUGACGUUUUCGAUGAGACCUACCGAGAGAAGAGCGGCCCCAAGCCUGCCAAGGUCUACGUCUGGAGGAACAUCAUCCUCAUGGCUCUACUCCACGUAGUUUCCCUCUACUCCCUCUGCGUCCUUCCCUCUGCAAAGUUCGCCACCUUGUUGUGGGCAUUUGUGUGCUUCCUCAUAAGUGGUUUGGGCGUCACAGCCGGGGCACAUCGCCUUUGGAGCCACCGGUCUUACAAAGCAACCUUGCCUCUCCGGAUCAUCUUGGCCAUUGCCAACUCCAUGGCUUUUCAGAAUGACAUUUUCGAGUGGGCCAGGGACCACCGCGUCCACCACAAGUUCUCCGAAACGGAUGCCGAUCCCCACAACGCAACCCGGGGCUUCUUCUUCUCCCACGUCGGCUGGCUGCUGGUGCGCAAACACCCGGACGUCAUCGAGAAGGGCAAGAAAUUGGACCUCUCUGACUUGAAGGCGGACAAAGUUGUGAUGUUCCAGAGGAGGUACUACAAGACCUCGGUGGUGCUGCUGUGCUUCCUGUUCCCUUCCUUUGUGCCUUGGUACUUCUGGGGAGAAAACUUCUGGAACAGCUUCUUAGUGGCCGCCGUCUUCCGCUACACCGUUAUCCUGAACGCCACCUGGCUGGUCAACAGCGCUGCCCACAUGUACGGCAACCGGCCCUACGACCGGCACAUCAAUCCCCGGGAGAAUCACUUGGUUGUCUUUGGGGCUUUAGGUGAAGGCUUCCACAACUACCACCACACGUUCCCCUUCGACUACUCCACCAGCGAGUACGGCUGGCGGUGGAACUUCACGACGGGUUUCAUCGACCUCAUGUGCUCCCUCGGCUUGGCGAGCGACCGCAAGAGCGUCGGCAAGGCGGCCAUCGUGGCGCGGAAAAUUGGGACUGGGGACGGGAGCGACAAGACUGGCUGAAGGCCCACGGCCUCCCCCUCCCGUAUCUUCGACCGCCGCCUCAUCCUUGAAACAACCUGGGCAUGCGUUUCAAUGUUCCGUUCACUAACUACCGAGCAAUGCUUUCAGGAUGCUUCAAGGUGACAACUCUAACUCUUCCCCCCCCCCUUCCCCACAGCUCUCUCUUUUGAACAGAUGUCUUUCCUUUGAAACUGUAGUUUUCUCUUUCUCAGUCUUGAAGCUGUCUUUCUCCUCCCUCCCCCCCAAAAAAGGUGUCUUUUCUCUGCGUGUCCCUCUUUUCUCAUUAGGAGCUGGUAGAGCAUCCCACACCGGCUGACAUUUCCUGCAGCCAGUCAGAGGGGUUGGGGAAUUACCCCCUUCUGCAACACGGCUGCACAAGAGCCGGAGACUUCCUUCCCCCGAAACAGCACUGGCGCAGGCUUCACGAAAGGCCGGCUCUCUAGCGCCUAAACCUGGAGAGCGGUCCUUUCUCUCUCUCUUUCCUCAAAGGAGGGGGUCUGUUGCGCCAGGAGUUCCGGUGUCUCCUGGAGACUGAGAAGAGGGGGAUGUGUGUUGUGAAGGUUAGAGUAGGGAUGGAAAGGAGAAAGACCCUGGCUCCCCCCCCCCCCGGAGUAGGGGGUGGGCCUCGGUUUGAGAUGGUCUCCUGCCUGCCCUCUGGAGACGCAGCCGUUCUCCUCCUCUCGUUCUCUUGCCACCGAAAGCGAGAGGAAGAUGUGGGUGCCGGAGGACCCCGCGGCCUGGGAGCGCCGCACGGCUAAGCAAAAUGGUUUGGUUCCGUGGGAACCGAUUUGGUGGGGGAAACGUGCAGGGUGGGGGAG